UUGAAGCCAUUUCGGCCAUUGUGGAAAGUGGAAAGGACCUCGCCAAGAAAGGACAAAAUAAAGCAUUGAAAGACAAGGGAAAGGGACAAGACAACAACUGUCAAAUCUGCCAGUAACUCGCGAUUGUAGAGAUGGUCCAAUCGUGCUCAGCUUACGGAUGCAAAAACAGAUAUCAUAAAGACAGAAACAUUUCAUUUCACAAGUUCCCUCUAGCACGGCCAGACGUCUGUGGGAAAUGGGUUGCGGCAAUGAGGAGAAACAAUUUCAAACCAACCAGAUACAGUAAUAUCUGCUCUCAGCAUUUCACUAAAGACUGCUUCAAACCAGAGUGCAACAACCGUGUCCUGAAGGAGAAUGCUGUACCUUCUCUAUUCUGUUUCAGUAAACUACAAGUCAAGGCAGAGUCCUUGGUGGACCCGUUACCUCCAGAGAUGGACUUCUCUCUGACCCUCCCCUCCCUCCCCCUCUCUGACACAGAGGAGACUCAGCAGGAGAUACAGACAGAGACCCAUCACACUGUAGACCCCUUACCCCUGGUAGAGAACCUUCCCCACAGCAUGUCCAUCUCCUGCGACCACAACUACACCGUGGAGGACACUGUCCAGCAGAAGAAGAGGAUUGAGCAGCUGGAGGAACAGCUGGACAAGCUGAGGAAGAAGUUAAAGACCGUACAGCAGAAGUGUCGGAGGCAGGAGAGACAGUUGAAGAGGUUUAAGGCUAUCGGAGAGUUCCAGAGGAUGAACAGGGACCCGGCGCUAGGGGAGGGAUAUGUAAUUCUACCCCAACAGCUUUAUGAUGCGCUCAAAGGGAUUGAGCCCGUAGAGGGUCCAUGAAGCCUCACACACCUAGCCUGGGUGCCAAGUCUGUGGAGUUGGCAAGACCACAAACCGGUCUGGGACCAGGCUGUAAUAGACCAGGCUUACGGACCCUGGUUCUCUGGGUCUGCCUUCAGUGUAUUGGGG
Messenger RNA from Oncorhynchus keta (chum salmon), 962 nucleotides. RefSeq names its product THAP domain-containing protein 1. The record is from RefSeq and is a predicted model, not a curated record. The coding region runs from base 132 to 833 and encodes 233 amino acids. The transcript is spliced from 3 exons. Gene Ontology annotation, molecular function: sequence-specific DNA binding. NCBI's taxonomy places the organism in Eukaryota, Metazoa, Chordata, Actinopteri, Salmoniformes, Salmonidae.